Messenger RNA from Gossypium arboreum, 2381 nucleotides. RefSeq lists its product as uncharacterized. The record is from RefSeq and is a predicted model, not a curated record. The transcript has a single exon. The coding region runs from base 219 to 1991 and encodes 590 amino acids. NCBI's taxonomy places the organism in Eukaryota, Viridiplantae, Streptophyta, Magnoliopsida, Malvales, Malvaceae.
AGGCAGGCAGAGCUGUACAACCAUAAGAUAAGAUCAAAGCAUUGACUACCUCAUUGACUUCACCUCUAUUGUUUACUAUAAGUUUACUAUAACCGACCCUCUGCCUCUGCCACUUCCUCAAAUCUUUAUCUUUCUUUACUUGUAUUCUUGUUUUCCCAUUCAAUCUUUGCUCCCAAAAUCAACCUUUUCCUUUCUUUAUAUUGCUUGGGGAAGCAGAAAUGGAGGAGUCUAACAAUUAUGGCCACCAACAUCCCCUGCUUCUUAUCUCGAAUCAAGACCAGCUGAUCCACAAUCAAAGUGAUAUAACUGAUUGCUCGAGGUGUGCGGAAAAGGUGUCUACUCCAUGUUUAUGCUGUGCGGAGCACUGCGGGUUUUACCUUCACAAGGUAUGUGCCGGCGCACCUUUGGAGCUUAAUCACCCUUUUCAUCUCAACCAUCCUCUUCUUCUUAUGCAAAAUGCACCUUAUUCAUCUGGACGGUACAUUUGCAAUUUUUGCGGUAAACGCGGUUAUGAUUUUGUUUAUCACUGCUCUUGCAAUUUUGACUUUCAUAUUAAAUGUGCUUUAUUUACAUUUAAUAUUGCUGAGAAUAACUUGAAAGAGCUUGAGCAUGUUCCCCUUCAACAUCCUUUGAUUUCCACUGAAAAUGGUGAUGAAAAACUCAAAGAUGCUGCUAAGUGCUUUGGGUGUUGGGAACCAUUAGCAAAGUAUACACACUUUUCUCCUGACUGUGGAUUUAAUUUACAUGAAAAAUGCGCUAAGCUUCCUUUCAAACUGGAUCAUAAGUGCCAUCACAAGCAUCCUCUUACUCUACAAUUUACUAGCGAACGACUCUCUUGCAAAAUAUGCAGAGAAAACAAUGAAAAGGCUAUAGGAUUUGUUUAUGGCUGUUCUCCGUGUAAGUUUGUUGUUCACAUUGAAUGUCUAUCAGAAUCUUUAGAUCUUGUUGUUGAAGAUAAAAGGCAUGAACAUCCUUUCACUUUGUUACUAAGAGGAUCAUCAUUCAUUUGUGAUGCAUGUGGUAUUGAAGGAAAUUACGCUUCCUACAUAUGUUGUACAUGCAACACUAUGGUCCAUAAAAAGUGCACUUCGGUGCCACGCAUCAUCAAAAGCAAGUGGCAUGAUCAUCGCCUUUUUCACAAAUAUUUCCUGCGCAUAGAAGAUUUUAGAGUUUUGAAUUGCAUAAUGUGCAAUGAUGAAGUCAGUACAGACCAUGGUAAUUACUAUUGUUCAAAGUGCGAUGUUAUAUUCCAUGUGAAGUGUGCACUGAAGGAUAAAGAUUCAUAUGAAAUAGUAGAAAAUGAAGAUGAGGAAUCUGCUGAUGUUAGCUCCAUAACCAAGGUUCUUGGAUGGAAUGAUGCUGGAGAAGCCACUGUACUAGAGCAUAUCAUGCAUAUUCACCACUUAACGUUAAGUGACAGAGUAAGUGAAUAUGUUAAUAAAUGUUGUGAUGGGUGCUUGUUACCGAUCUCGAAUUCAUUUUACUACUGUACACAAUGUGAUUUCUUUCUCCAUAAAGUUUGUGUCGAGUUACCGAAGGUAAAGCAUGUUUGGUAUCAUCAUUGCCAAUCACAACUAGUCCUUACUUCAAACGAAGUAUUUUGGUGUGAAGCAUGUGGUUUCUUGUCCAAUGCUUUUUCCUAUAAAUGUGAAGAUUGUAAGGUACGUAUAUGCCUUCCAUGUAUAAUUGCUCUUACACCUGGUUCUCGCAAAUAUCGAGGACAUAAACACCCUAUUUUUUUCUACCAUAAAAAUAAAGGGGGAUGUGUUGCUUGUGGUCGUGAUUUCAAUGGGUUGUGGUGUUGUAAGGAAUGCAAUUUUUCUCUAGAUCAUAAAUGUUAUUCGUUGCCUAUUACAUCCCAUCACAAAAGUGAUAAACAUCUUCUUUCACUCACUUAUCAUGAUAAUAACAGUUAUUCAGAGAGCCAUUUUUGCGAUAUUUGUGAAGAACGUCGAAAUCCAAAUUUUUGGUUUUAUCAUUGUGCAAUAUAAGUUACUUCUGCUCAUGUUAAUUGUGUCCUUGGUAAAUAUCGGUACCUCAAACUCGGGAGUAUCAUUGAAGAACCUAAGGGCAUGCAUGAGCACCCUCUCACUGUUGUUAAGAAGAUUUAUUACUAUCCAAACUGCAGUAACUGUGGUAAGCCCUGUUUAGAUUUAGCUUUGGAAUGUACUGGAUGCAACUUCAUUGUCCAUGUUAGAUGUCCACCAUAACAAUUUACUUCCUCAUAUUCGGAGGACUAAGGUGGCAUUUAGGUGACUAUAGUUCAAAACUACCACUUAUCUUUUGCGGAGAACACAGAGUAUGGUCACUUGUAAUGGUGAUUGUAAUUAUUAUGCAGACUAGGGUUUUGUAUUGUAAGGGAAGCAUGUUUUGACUUGGAA